Molecule: messenger RNA, 2763 nt
Organism: Lodderomyces parapsilosis
Lineage: Eukaryota; Fungi; Ascomycota; Pichiomycetes; Serinales; Debaryomycetaceae
Exons: 1
Coding region: 1-2763 (920 amino acids)
Biological process (GO): TORC2 signaling
Cellular component (GO): plasma membrane; TORC2 complex; cytoplasm
Molecular function (GO): phosphatidylinositol-4,5-bisphosphate binding
Source: RefSeq, a predicted model, not a curated record
AUGGCGUUCCCCUUGGACCAAGCUCAAUUGUUGAACCAUUUGAGAACAUCGUAUCUAUCUAUGGGCGAUGAAUCGGAAUACUUUAGAAGAAUCGUUGCCCCCAACUACCCUGAUAAUGGCCCAUAUUUCAAGGGGAGCGUUCCAUAUGCUCCAUUGCAAAACUCACCACCAAUUACGUUCGAAAUCGGGAGCCAAGUGAAGAGGAGAAUCGAGAAUAGCCCACACCAGCAACGGAAAAAUUCAGGCGAUGCGGAAGAGUAUUCAAGAAGGCGAAAGGGCAAAACAAAACGGCAACUGCUGGGGUCAACUAAACACCAGAUACAGCAAUUGAAUGCAGCUUACUCUGGGAGCUUGAAUAAUGGGUCAAUCAAGGAUAAUAUCCCCCCUUCGGACACAACUGAUAGAGUACACGGUGAUGACGAUAGCGACAAAGACCCCAUUGAGUUGGAAGAAGUCCAGGAAAAGAUUCUGGGCCAAAAUCAUUUUGGUGCAUUGCACUCAAGACAAAGCAAAAAGAAAUCAAAGUCUAAACUGAAAAUCCCCAUUGUCAAGUUUUUCAAGUCGGGGAAAAAUGAACUGACGGAUUCAGAUAGCAGUGACGAUGAGAGACGAGCGUCUAUCGUCACCUAUGGAUCCUCACAACUUUCCACUUCAAAAGAAGAUACCACGGAUAAAGAGGAGCUGUCUACCGCUGGAUACUCCAAGAGCUCACUUAGCAUUGACCAAGUCGAGCCACGUAGCAGCUCAAUUCAGUACAACCUGUCGUCCGAUCAAGUCCAAGACAGUGGGAGCUCCCUUGGAUUCAAUGACAAGUUUUUGGAGGUCACAACAGAUGACGAAGAUGACGCUGAAGACGACCAUGGUUUCGAGACCGAUGGUGAGAUAUCCGACGACUCCGAGUUCACUGAUUUAGAUAAUGAUACAAUUUUGGAAUCAUAUUCGCGAUCGGACUCCAUUAGUAAUGCGCUAGACAAACUGAUCCAGAAUAAGGAGUACAUGGGUCCACAGUUUAGUAUGGUUAGGAAAAAAAGAGCCAACACGUUCGGCGACCACACUGCUCCAAAGAACGUUGCCAACUAUCUAAACAGUCAACCAGUGGGACUCAAUUUGAUGCAAGUACGAUCGUUUGGAAAUUUGGUUGAGCUCGAAAAACCUUCGCUUUCAUUUCCCAAGGUAGAGCCAAAGAUUUCAGAUACUAUUCAUGCGUCGAACUUGAGCUCAAUGAUUCUUUCAAGAUUCAAGUCCACCACCGUGAACCCCUUAAAUUAUUAUCUAUUUGUUGAUGGCACGGUUAGUGCAAAUUCUUCAAGAGCUACACAAUUGAAUGUAUUUCUACCUCCCAAAACAAAGCCAACGUUGAAAAAUUUGAGUAUAGAUCGCAGCGUAUCAAUAGCAGACUGCAUAGGAUUCAUAUUGUUGAAUUUGUUGAAACUUUCUGAAGUAAGUGAGUUGAAUGAUCCUUCAUUUUUAAACCCGAACUUUUGGAGGCUAGAGCUAGUUGAUGAAGACGGUGAAAACUACGGCUCUUUUGGGGUUUUGGAUAGAAACAGAACCUUUGCCUCCUACAACAAUCCAAAAGAUUUGGCGUUAUGUCGUGUAAAGGAUGUCGUCGAAAUUGACAGAAAUGAGACCUUGUCGCCUCUUCCAAUAGAAUUUAAACAAAACCUAACCGCAUUUGAACGAAAGAAGAAAAGCAUUGAUCAAGGAGACGAUGAAGUUCCUAAAGUUGAACUCUUGGUUAGUGUUUUUGAGUACGAUAAUAGUGGGAUUCCAAUCAAGGUUUCAUUCAAGGCUCCUCGAAAUUAUACAAUGGGGCAAGUAUUGAAAGAUUUUUGUGUCCAAAGAGGGCUUAUCACCACUGAAUACCGCUUCAAGGUCGUAGAAGCUGAUGGAAGAAAGAGUAGGUUUGUAAAGGAUGUUGAACUUUGUGGAAAUUUACAUCUGACUAUCUUGGAGUUGGUUCCUUCUGAUACAAAGUUUAAUUUGAUACUUGACAGAGAGGAAAAAAACAGCCAAUUGAAACCAACAACCAGUCCGGAUAUAUUUCCUGCAAAUUUAACUGCACCAAACAUCACCCCAUACAAUGACGAGUUGGCUGCCAAGGUGCAGGACAUCAAGUUGGAAAGUUCAGCAACACCAGCACAAAAUAAGCCAGAGCAGGUUAAAUCAAAACAACCGCCCAAGUCGACAACGAAAUCAAAUAAGGAGCCUAUAGCAUCGAACAAGUAUUUGGAUGAUAUAAUACAGGGCAAUAACCCACAGCUCCCGACAAACAUCAAUUCAAUUUAUUUCAAGUGGAAAGUUUUGAAAAACAAUAGCAAGAUGAAGAAGAUGAAACUCAAGACUUUUACUGAAAAGAGCUUUAUAAUCGAUGGAGACUAUAUUCAUAUAACGCCUCCAGAUGAUUUAAUGUUGAAGAAUAUGGGGGAGUCUAUGUCCCAAAAUCAACUAACCAAUUUUAACCAACAUCAUACAUACCACAACUUGAACCAGCAGCUCAACCGGGUCGCCAAUAAGCAGCUGAUGAAAACAUAUUCCUUCCACAUCACCCAAAUAAUGAAAGUGAAACAGUAUUCCAAACACCCAACCCAUUUUCGAAUUAUUGUGCAACGGCAACAAGCUGAUGGCGAAAAUGGGUCCAACUCGAAAGACCCAAUGAAGAAGUUUUACUUGGUGUCGGUGUCCGAGUCGGAAUGUUCAGAAAUUAUUAGCAAAUUAAGAUGGGUGUUGCAAGCUUACAAGCUUUCGAGUGGGGUUAUAUAG